Messenger RNA from Hemibagrus wyckioides, 4776 nucleotides. Its product is annotated as contactin-associated protein-like 2. The transcript has 24 exons. NCBI's taxonomy places the organism in Eukaryota, Metazoa, Chordata, Actinopteri, Siluriformes, Bagridae. The record is from RefSeq and is a predicted model, not a curated record. Bases 237 to 4196 code for a protein of 1319 amino acids.
AGUCGGUGUAAGUUCAGGAGGCAGCAGAAUGCUGACACUUCUCCAUCCCGACAUGGCUUAAGCUCUCGAUGCGCUGCACGUUUUCUUUCCUUUUGUGUAAGCUGCUUUCUGCAUCGGUGAGCAGCAGAAAGAACUCUGUGCGUUUGUGUGUGAGUGUGUGUGUGUGUGUGUGUGUGUGUGUAUGCGUGUGUGUGUGAGAGAGAGUGAGAGAGAAAGAGAAAGCACAGGACUGUAGGAUGGACAGGAAGAUCAGGAUGAUGCGCUCGGGAUGCAUCCGCUUCCUCUGGAUCUUCAGCAUCAGCAUCAGUGCUCACGCUGCUUCUCCAUCCACCCAGAAAUGUGAUGAUGCUCUGGCCACGCCCCUUUCCCAUAGUGCCUUCAGCAGCUCGUCUGUGUUCACCAUUGGUUACGGUCCUGAAUACGCCAAGCUGAACAGGAGAGGAGGUGCUGGAGGCUGGUCUCCUCUCGACACUGAUCAUUACCCAUGGCUGCAGGUGGACCUGGGAAGCAGGAAGCAGGUGACUGCGGUCGCCACUCAGGGUCGAUACAGCAGUUCGGACUGGACCACACGCUACCGACUGCUCUACAGCGACACGGGCAGGAACUGGAAACCCUACCAUCAGGAUGGAAACAUCUGGACAUUUACAGGAAACUCAAAUACAGAGAGCGUGGUGCGCCACAAUCUUCAGCACAGCGUCGUGGCCAGAUUUCUAUGCUUAAUCCCUCUGGACUGGAGUGAAGAGGGUCGAAUAGGCUUGAGGAUAGAGAUCUAUGGCUGCUCAUACUGGGCCGACGUGAUUAACUUCGACGGACAGGGCGUGAUCUCCUACCGUUUCAAGAUGAAGAAGAUGAAGAUACUGAAGGACGUGAUAGCGCUGAAGUUUAAGACGGCCGAAAGCGAUGGAGUGAUCCUGCAUGGUGAAGGUCAGCAGGGUGAUUACAUCACUCUGGAGCUGAGGAAAGGAAGACUGGUGCUCCAGAUAAACCUGGGCAGCAACCAGUACGGCUCCAUCCUGGGCCACACGUCUGUGAGCAGCGGCAGCCUGCUGGAUGAUCAUCACUGGCACUCGGUGGUGAUCGAGCGCUACAGGAGAAACGUUAACUUCACCCUGGAUCUUCACACGCAGCACUUUCGCACCAACGGAGAGUUUGAUCACCUCGACCUCGAUUAUGAGUUGAGUUUUGGAGGGAUGCCGUACUCAGGAAAACUCAUCUCAGGAGGUCGGAGAAAUUUCAAAGGUUGCAUGGAGAGCAUCAACUAUAACGGUGAAAACAUCACAGACCUGGCUAGAAGGAAGAAAGUGGACACGUCCAGCUUCCGCAAUUUGACAUUCUCCUGUGUGGAAUCUCACACCUUCCCGGUUUCCUUCAAUGCCACGAGUUUCCUGCAGCUGCCUGGUAGAAGGGAGACUAACAUGGUGUCUGUGAGCUUCCAGUUCCGCACGUGGAACUCUAACGGCCUGCUGGUGUUCAGCUCGCUGGCUGACGGCAUGCUGGAGCUCACUCUGAAAGACGGAAAAGUCACGGCACACAUCAGCAUCCAGCAGCAGAAGAACCUGGGUGUAGACAUGACCUCAGGGUCUGGGCUGAACGAUGGAGAAUGGCACGAUGUUCGUUUCUUGGCCAAAGAAAACUUCGCCACAUUGACCAUCGACAGAGACGAGGCUUCGGCUGUGAGGACCAACACCCCUGUUCAGAUCACAACUGGAGGAACGUACCACUUUGGAGGUUAUUUCCUGCAGACCCAGACGUCUCCAUCCCAGCGCUCGUUUCAGGGCUGCAUGCAGCUCAUCCAGGUGGACGAUCACCUGGCCGACCUGGUGGCGCUGGAGCGGGGCAUGCUGGGAGCUUUUGAGAACGUCAGUUUGGACAUGUGUGCCAUCAUAGACAGAUGUUUGCCUAAUCUCUGUGAGCAUGGAGGAAGGUGCUCUCAGAACUGGGACAGUUUCAGCUGCUCGUGUGACGGCACUGGAUACACCGGAGCCACCUGUCACACGUCUCUGUACAAACAGUCCUGCGAAGCUUAUAAGCACCUGGGGAAAUCUUCAGACGUCUAUUGGAUCGAUCCUGAUGGCAGCGGACCUCUAGGACCCUUCAGAGUCUUUUGCAACAUGACGGAGGAUAAGGUAUGGACGACAGUUGUGAACGACCUGCCGACUCAGACAGUCGUAUCGGGUUCGAGCAGGGACAGACGCACCGUGCUGAAUCUGAACUACAGCGCCACCAUGGAGCAGAUCAGUGCCAUUACAGACACCGCCGAACACUGCGAGCAGCACGUCACCUACACCUGUCGCUCAUCACGCCUCCUCAACACUCCAGAUGGGACUCCAUACACAUGGUGGGUUGGCAGAGGGAAUGAGAAACACUUCUAUUGGGGCGGCUCAGCGCCGGGGGUUCAGAAAUGCUCCUGUGGCAUCGAGCACAACUGCAUCGACCCCAAACACCACUGCAACUGCGACGCAGAUCAGAAACAGUGGAGAGAGGAUUCAGGGCUUCUGGUAUAUAAGGAUCACUUACCCGUGAGCGAGGUAGCUGUAGGCGACACAAAUCGACCCGGAUCAGAGGCCAAGCUCACAGUGGGACCUCUGCACUGUCACGGAGACCGCAGUUAUUGGAAUGCAGCUUCCUUUAACACGCCAACCUCCUACCUUCACUUCUCCACUUUCCGAGCUGAAACCAGCGCUGAUAUCUCCUUUUACUUCAAGACCUCUGCACCUCACGGGGUUUUCCUGGAGAAUCUGGGCAACACAGACUUCAUCCGGCUGGAGCUGAAAUCACCCAAUGUUGUUACCUUUUCCUUCGACGUCGGGAACGGGCCCAUGGAGCUGAACGUUCACUCACCCACGCCUCUAAACGACGACCAGUGGCAUCGAGUCAGCGCCGAGAGAAAUGUCAAAGAGGCCGUGCUUCAGCUGGAUCAGCAAUACAGACAGGUUCGAGCUGCACCUGCACAGGGACACACACGCCUGGAGCUCUACAGUCAGCUGUAUGUGGGCGCAGCAGGAGGACAGAGAGGCUUCCUCGGAUGCAUCCGCUCCCUGAAGAUGAACGGCGUGACCCUCGACCUGGAAGAAAGAGCAAAGGUCACUCCUGGAGUGAAACCCGGAUGUUCGGGUCACUGCACCAGUUUCGGGAUGUACUGCCGCAACGGAGGGAAGUGUGUAGAGAAGUACAACGGCUACUCGUGUGACUGCAGCGACACGGCUUACGACGGACCCUUCUGCACUAAAGAUGUGGGAGCAUAUUUCGAGGCAGGAACGCUGAUCCGCUAUAACCUGAUUCCGGAUGUGACGUCCUCAGUGUCAGGCGUGGAAGGAAAGGAUUUCUCCCAGUCUCUACCCACAGACGUGAAUCUGACCCAUGAGGUUGUGAGCUUCAGCUUCAGCACAUCCAGCACACCCAGCAUCCUCCUGUACAUCAGCUCGAGGACGCGUGACUACAUGGCUGUGGUGCUGAGACGCAACGGUUCUCUACAUCUGCGUUAUAACCUCGGUGGUCUGCUCGAGCCCUUCGCUGUCGAUCUGGAUCAGCGCAAUUUGGCCAACGCACAGCCACACAGUGUCAAUAUCACAAGAACAGAAAGGGAAAUCCACGUCCAACUGGACCAUUAUCCUUCGGUCAGCUACACACUCCCCGAAGCCUCAGACACACACUUCAACCAGGUCAAGACUCUCUUUCUAGGAAAAGUCUUCGAAACCGGUCCUAUCGACCCAGUGCUGAUAGAGAAGUAUAACACCCCUGGCUUCGUAGGCUGUCUCUCCCAAGUGCAGUUUAACAGCAUCGCUCCUCUGAAAGCAGCUCUUCGUUCACAGCCCGCUGCGUCUGUCUCACACCAGGGCAAACUGGUCGAGUCCAACUGCGGUGCGUCCCCCCUCACUGUCUCACCAAUGUCCGCUAACACUGACCCCUGGCACCUGGAUGGAGGUGCCGAUUUCCCCUUCAAUGAGGAGAGAGUCGUACCAGAUGGGUUGAACAAGAACUCAACAAUAAUCGGAGGCAUCAUUGCUGUGGUGAUCUUCACCAUCCUGUGCACUCUGGUGUUCCUGAUUCGCUACAUGUUCCGCCACAAAGGAACGUACCACACCAACGAAUCCAAAGGGGCCGAACACUCCGAAUCGGCUGAUACGGCCAUCAUCAGCGCGGAACCCAACUUCACAGAGACCAUCGAAGAAAACAAGAAAGAGUGGUUCAUCUAACAUGGGGACUGUACACAGUCUUUCAGUCUCGUUGAACCAAAUGUAAAAUGCUGUAAUGAUAGAGGUAUAUGGUGAUAUGAGGAUUUAUGUCUGUUUUCGCACUGGCCCAAACUGUAUUGUAUCAAUUUGUAGAAGAAUAAAUAGUGGGGUUCAGUGGGGAAGGCAGUCAAAGCAGGUCCAAAGAAAGCAGGUUGUGCACCAUUGGGAACAAAAGCGUGCCUGUCUCUUAUUCUAGACUUUUCUCAAGGCAAAGCAGCGCACAACAGCUUGCUGAGAGCUCACGUGAUGGAUGGAUGCUCCAAGAGACUCUGUAAAUGUGGAGCAGGGGUACGAUCUGGGACGGUUUGCUUUUUUCUGCAUUUUUUUAACGUGUAUUUUAUAUCAUGCACUUUUUUGAUCAGGGAACACUAAGUGGCUUUGUUAAUUAGUUGUUAAUUUGGUGUAAUCGGCCACUGACAGACCAUUCUAAAUUACUAAAAUAAAAUGCUGUAGCCAUGGACAUUGAUUGCACUUCUGUACAGAAUGAAUACAUAUAAUUAAUGAGCUGAAAUAGAACCAUCUACGACUGGAAAUAAAGUAU